Molecule: messenger RNA, 1107 nt
Organism: Cadophora gregata
Lineage: Eukaryota; Fungi; Ascomycota; Leotiomycetes; Helotiales; Ploettnerulaceae
Exons: 2
Coding region: 1-1107 (368 amino acids)
Cellular component (GO): nucleus; cytoplasm
Source: RefSeq, a predicted model, not a curated record
AUGGCAGUUGGCUCCGCCGUGCCUCAUGUCCAACCAGGCGAACUUGCUCCUCAUGAGCCCGUUCCCCAAGUGAUGAAAGAUGCAUUCAAGUCAUGGAAGGGUAAAAAAGCAUCAUCCAGUCAACUUCGUGAUGGAGAUGUUAUUGAUUUAGCUGCUGUCGGAAUCAAGCGCAAUGACAUAUCAGUCGACACACUUUGGGCCGCCAGUCAAGCUUUUCAAGCAACUCCAAGACUCCACGAGGAACAGGUUAUAUCGCUCUCGAAAUUUGCGGAUUACCACACUGUUGACUCUUAUUCAGUGUCUAAUAUUCCAGGCUUGAUUGUCAUUCAGUCACUUCUUCCUCCAGAGGUUCAGCAAACAAUGCUUUCUAGGUUAUUCCAUCGAGACCUGUCAGAUCCAAUGCACAAAACAAACCUGCAUCUACAUUAUGACGUCAAUUAUCCUGGAUCUCAGCCUUCGGAGAAUGUCAACAGCACCUCUGAGCUUGAUGCCACAAGCACUGAACAAAGCUCAUUCUUUGGCGAUCCGCCAGAUCGUGUCGCAUUCGUACCAAAGGAUCCACAAGAACACAAGCCAAUCACCAUCAAAGCUGCGCUCAAAAAGAAACUGCGAUGGAUGACCUUAGGCGGGCAGUACGACUGGACCGCAAAAGCUUAUCCAACGGAAGCUCCACCUCCGUUUCCAUCAGACAUCGCUUCUUUCAUUCACAAGCUUUUUCCCACAAUGGAACCCCAGGCAGCAAUCAUCAACGUCUAUUCUCCAGGCGAUACUUUGAGUAUGCAUCGAGACGUGAGCGAGAAGGUCCACAAGGGACUCGUUAGUAUCAGCAUUGGCUGCGAUGCCAUCUUCAUCAUCGGACUUGCUGAUAAAGACCACCCGCCUGUCUGUGAGGUCUUGCGACUACGUUCUGGCGAUGCGGUGUAUAUGACUGGUCAGUCACGGCUAGCAUGGCAUGGCGUCGCAAGUAUUCUGCCCGAUACUUGCCCGGAGUAUUUGGAGGAAUGGCCUGGAGAAGCAUAUCCUGAGUGGAGAGGUUGGAUGAAGGACAAGAGGAUCAACCUCAAUAUUCGCCAGAUGUUUGAUGAUGAAAAAGGGAAUGGAACAUAA